Messenger RNA from Aspergillus uvarum CBS 121591, 780 nucleotides. RefSeq lists its product as uncharacterized. The transcript has 2 exons. The coding region runs from base 1 to 780 and encodes 259 amino acids. NCBI's taxonomy places the organism in Eukaryota, Fungi, Ascomycota, Eurotiomycetes, Eurotiales, Aspergillaceae. The record is from RefSeq and is a predicted model, not a curated record. Gene Ontology annotation, molecular function: oxidoreductase activity, acting on paired donors, with incorporation or reduction of molecular oxygen; monooxygenase activity; iron ion binding.
AUGGCUAUCUCAACUCUCGACAGCAUAGCCAGAAUGAUCCUGUGGGCAGCUGCGAUAUGGCUCUUUCGGCAACAUCAUAAAGCUCCUGAGGAUUUCGCCGUCUCCCGUGGAGCCAUGUCCGUCAACUGGCUUUACGACCACGUGUUUGACAUCUUCGACGAACCGCUCGCAUUCCCUAUCACGAAAUGGAUCAACCAAAGGCCCUACCCCGCCGGUCUGAUGCACUUCUUCGGCCUCUUCGGAUCAUCCUACAUUAUCCCCACCACCCCAGAGACCCUGAAGGAUGUCCUCUCCACGCACGCCUAUGACUACGAGAAAGCCACCGCCUUCAAAACGUACACGACCCGCUUCUGGGGCCACGGGAUCGUCUCGCAGGAGCAAGAGGAGCACCGGCAAAACCGGAAGCUGUAUCUCCCCGUCUUCAACCAAGGCAAUGUGCGCAAACUCGCCCGGACGCUCUUCACCAAAGCCACGCAGUUUGCGGACCGCAUCGCCGACCCGGAGGUCGCUGAUGAUAGUCCUCUUCCACACCUCCGCCGCGCCGGCGUGUCCUGCGCGGUCGUCCCCAUCGUGAAGGUGAGCGCCCUGGUCUCCCUGGACGUGACCGGCAUUCUCGCCUAUGGGGUGGAUUUCGAGGCCAUCCGGGGCCAGCGACCUGAUAUCUUCGAGGCCCAUGAGAUGCUGCUCGCUAGCACCAGGGAGAAACGGAUGUUGUUUCUCUUGUACAACCUUGCGCCCCGGUGGUUCCUCAAUCUCAUGCCUUUUCCCGGUGGUCAAUGA